Messenger RNA from Trichoderma aggressivum f. europaeum, 1737 nucleotides. RefSeq lists its product as uncharacterized. Gene Ontology annotation, molecular function: protein binding. The coding region runs from base 1 to 1737 and encodes 578 amino acids. Lineage: Eukaryota; Fungi; Ascomycota; Sordariomycetes; Hypocreales; Hypocreaceae. The record is from RefSeq and is a predicted model, not a curated record. The transcript has a single exon.
AUGUUGACAUCAUUUAACAUGCGCUGGCUUCGUAACCACUUCACUUCAGAAGAUGAGGUGCUGCAUGCGUGCAUCCGCGACGGCAAUCUUCAACGGCUUCAGCAGCUACUGGGCGCUUCGCCUACUCCAGACAUCCACUAUAAUUCUUAUGGAUUCGGUCCGCCAGUCCAUUUUGCUUCUUGGUGUGGCAAUUUGGAGGCCGUCGAAAUGCUUCUAGCAGCCGGCGCAGACCCUCUGCUUGUGAGCGAAGGAGGCGAGGAGGAGCUCACAGCCAUCGCAUACGCUGCUGAAAAGGGUCACCGAGACAUCGUCAAGCGCCUCUGGGGGGUUUGCCCUCCGGAAGUCCAUGCGAGCGGGGGCAGGCAUCAUCCGUCGUGCUUCAUUAUGGCGGCAAGUCACGGACAUGCUGCCAUUGUGGAAGAUUUGCUAGACUGGUGGGAUGGUUGGCCACACGAGUUGAAGUAUAACGCGCUGCUUGGCGCUGCAAUGCGAUGGCGCCUUGCGGUAGCUACUUUGCUCUUGCGCAGGGCAUCAUUUGAGCAGUCCACUCUGCAAGAAGCACUGCGGCUGGCUACAAAUCGCAGAGCGUUGUUGUCUGACGAUGACAAUGGAAAUCGCGAGGCCAUUGACUUCCUGAACCAGCAGCUCACGGUUGAGUUGCUGAUUGAUGCCGGGGCAGAUCCGAAUGGGCGUCCAAACAACACACCGCUUAUAUACACUGUCGCUUCUGACGGAAACCUUAGCGGAGUGCUCAAGUCUCUGCUUGAGAAAGGCGCAGACCCCAACACAACCGACGGGUCUGGUAAGUCUGCUCUGCAUGUUCUUGCUGAGCCGGUUGCAUUAGCCGGUCCGAUCCAUAUACUAGGCCGGCCGCUGCCUAUAACGAUGAAUGAGACUGCGAUUCGCCUCGUGUUACAACACAAAGGUUCCGUAUCUCAGCCAGACAAUGCAGGUGAGUGUCCCUUACACCGGGCUGCCUAUGGACUAGACUUGCGUCUCUUCAGUCUAUACCUGUCGUCUUGUCCAGACCAAAGCCAAGAGUCUCUGCUUCGGUUAACAAACCAUCACGGAGAGACGAUGCUGCAUUUUGCUGCCGCCGGGUGUCAUAUUGAGGUGAUGGAAUUUCUGAUUGCUCAAGGUUUGGAUGUUAACGCAAUCAAUUCCAACGGCUGGACACCCUUGAUGUGCGCUCUCAUUCCCAUCCAACAUCGAUAUUAUCGGUUCAAGUCGCCUGUCGAAGCGAUAAAAGCAGCUCAGUUUCUUCUCUCUCACGGCGCCGAUGCUAGUACCGUCACAGAAGAAGGCUUAACGCCGUUACAUGUCCUCUCUCUUCAUCAAGAUAACGACGUCAACGGUAAGAUGGCGGAUUUUACUAAGCAGUUACUAUCUUGCGGUAUCGACCCAGAAGCUCGUGCUCGUCUGUUGAACCCAAGCAGCAGGACUAUCGCGCCCAUUCUCGGCUUCCCCUGGGGCUACCGUGCGAGGGGCGUCAUGGCAGAUCCGCGACUUCACAACAUGUUCAUACAACCCGCACUGACGCCGCUUUACUGGGCAGCCGAGCGCGGCGCUGUCGGUGUCAUCAAAGCACUAUUGGCUCAUGGCGUUGAUGUUUCGUCAAUGGACGACCAAGGUAUCACUGCCGCUAGAAUGGCAGCCAAGUCAAAGUUUCUGGAGAGCCAACCCAAGCUUGUUGAUACCAUUAUUGAGCUAUUGCUGGCCGCCGGCGCUGGAUAUUAG